Prionailurus viverrinus (fishing cat) is the source of this 2388-nucleotide messenger RNA. RefSeq names its product solute carrier family 7 member 4 (gene SLC7A4). The record is from RefSeq and is a predicted model, not a curated record. Bases 102 to 2129 code for a protein of 675 amino acids. Gene Ontology annotation, molecular function: amino acid transmembrane transporter activity. Gene Ontology annotation, cellular component: plasma membrane. Gene Ontology annotation, biological process: amino acid transport; transmembrane transport. NCBI's taxonomy places the organism in Eukaryota, Metazoa, Chordata, Mammalia, Carnivora, Felidae. The transcript is spliced from 5 exons.
CGGGCGACGCCAGCUGGCUAGGCAAGCACAGCACGCAGAGCGGCGGCAGCGGUGACAGCAGGUGCUGGCAGCUGGCUUGGUGCUCCUCUUAUCUGCCCAUCAUGCUCAGGGGGCUGCCCAGCCCUGCCAGCCUGGCGCGCUUCUGCCAGAAGCUGAACCGACUGAAGCCACUGGAGGAGUCCACCAUGGAGACAUCACUGCGGCGCUGCCUGUCCACGCUGGACCUGACCCUGCUGGGCGUGGGUGGCAUGGUAGGCUCAGGCCUUUAUGUGCUCACAGGCACUGUGGCAAAGCAGAUGGCUGGCCCUGCGGUGCUCUUGUCCUUCGCUGUGGCUGCCGUGGCUUCCUUGCUGUCAGCUCUGUGCUAUGCAGAGUUUGGGGCACGGCUGCCACGUACGGGCUCUGCCUACCUGUUCACCUAUGUGUCCAUGGGUGAGCUGUGGGCCUUCCUCAUCGGCUGGAAUGUGCUCCUCGAGUACCUCAUUGGUGGUGCAGCCGUGGCCCGUGCCUGGAGUGGCUACCUGGAUGCCAUGUUCAACCACCGCAUCCACAACUUCACCGAGGCCUAUGUUGGAACCUGGCAGGUGCCCUUGCUGGCCCACUACCCAGACUUCCUGGCUGCUGGCAUUAUAAUUUUGGCCUCUGUCUUCAUCUCCUGCGGAGCCCGGGUUUCCUCCUGGCUCAACCACACCUUCUCUGUUGUCAGCCUCGUCAUCAUCCUCUUUAUCAUCAUCUUGGGAUUUAUCCUGGCCCGCCCGCACAACUGGAGUGCUGAGGAGGGUGGCUUUGCACCUUUUGGCUUCUCUGGCAUCAUGGCUGGCACCGCCACCUGCUUCUAUGCCUUUGUGGGGUUUGAUGUCAUUGCUGCCUCCAGUGAGGAGGCCAGAAACCCAAAGCAAGCUGUGCCUGUAGCCAUUACCAUCUCACUUGGCCUGGCAGCUGGCGCCUACAUUCUUGUCUCCACCGUGCUCACCCUCAUGGUGCCUUGGCACAGCCUGGACCCUGACUCCGCACUCGCUGAUGCCUUCUACCGGCGGGGAUAUAGCUGGGCUGGCUUCAUUGUGGCAGCUGGCUCCAUCUGCGCCAUGAACACUGUCCUGCUCAGCAGUCUCUUCUCCCUGCCACGCAUCGUCUAUGCCAUGGCCAUCGAUGGGCUCUUCUUCCAGGUGUUUGCCCAAGUGCACCCCCGGACGCAGGUGCCCAUGGCUGGCAUCCUUGUGUUCGGGGGCCUCAUGACUUGCCUGGCACUGCUGCUGGAUCUGGAGGCAUUGGUCCAGUUCCUGUCCAUUGGCACACUGCUGGCCUACACCUUCGUGGCCACCAGCAUUAUUGUGCUACGCUUCCAGAGGACCCCUCUGUCCAGUUCCUCAGGCCCAGCCAGCCCUGACCCCAGCGUCAAAGAGUACCAUUCUUUCUCGGACCACAUACAGCUGGUGGGCACCGAGCAGGACUUAGCCCCCGAGCCUGGGCAGCUGCGGCCAGCCCUAAGGCCCUACCUGGGCUUUCUAGGUAGGUACAGCCCUGGAGCUGCUGUGGCUUGGGCCCUCGGCAUCCUGGUGGCCUCGGCCAUCACCCUGGCCUGUGUACUGGUCUUCGGGGACUCAGCCCUGCACCUCCCAUACGGGGGCUACAUCCUGCUGCUCCUGCUCAGCUCUGUCAUGUUUCUGUUCAGCCUCCUCAUCCUGGGGGCCCACCAGCAACGGCGCCAGCAAGACACCUUCCAGUGGGCGCUUGUUUCCAGAAUCUCCAGAGGUGGAGAACGGCUCUGUGGACUCUUGAGGAAUCAGGCCCUGAGCCAGCAGACCUUCUCUACAGCCCAGCCCAGCCCUGCUCUUCCCCCUCAGAUCCCCAUGGUGCCCCUGACUCCAGCCCUGAGUAUCCUCCUCAACAUCUGCCUCAUGCUGAAGCUAAGCUACCUGACUUGGCUGCGCUUCUCCAUCUGGCUGCUGAUCGGGCUCGCCGUGUAUUUUGGCUAUGGCAUCUGGCACAGCAAAGAGAAUCAGCGGGAGUUGCCAGAGCUGACCACCACACGCUACGUGGUGUUCCCCAGCACCAACCUGGAGGAGACGGUACAGACUGUGCAGCCCCCCAGCCAGCUGCCCUCCCAGGAGCCCAGCCCCACGGAGUAGCCCAUCAGUCCGUGAAUCGAGCUGGAGGCCCGCCCAUGCUUGCUCUGCCCUCACCCCACCUCCUCAGGAGACCUGAGGAGCUGGGAGUCCCUUCUGUCUGAGCCAGCUCAGGUUUGCAGGCCUGCCCAUGCUGAGGGGUCCCCCAGACCUUAAAGCCUUAGCCCAAGUGCCUAGCUUUGGGUUUUGGGGAGUGGGCCGUGGCCAGUGCUGGUGUGGGGAACAUUUUGCCCAGAGCCUUACUGUUCAUGAACAACUCCAG